Aureobasidium namibiae CBS 147.97 is the source of this 1119-nucleotide messenger RNA. Its product is annotated as UDP-glucose 4-epimerase. The coding region runs from base 1 to 1119 and encodes 372 amino acids. The record is from RefSeq and is a predicted model, not a curated record. Gene Ontology annotation, molecular function: UDP-glucose 4-epimerase activity. Gene Ontology annotation, biological process: beta-D-galactose catabolic process via UDP-galactose, Leloir pathway. Gene Ontology annotation, cellular component: cytosol. NCBI's taxonomy places the organism in Eukaryota, Fungi, Ascomycota, Dothideomycetes, Dothideales, Saccotheciaceae. The transcript is spliced from 3 exons.
AUGCCAGUUGGAUCAGUUCUCGUCACCGGUGGAACCGGAUACAUCGGCGGCUUCACAGCCCUCGCCCUGCUCGAGGCCGACUACAAGGUCGUCAUUGUCGACAACUUGUAUAACUCGUCCGAGGAGGUCCUCAACCGUAUUGAGACCAUCUCCGGCAAGCGUCCCAUCUUCUACAAUGCCGACAUCACCGACGAGAAGGCCCUCGAGAAGGUCUUCGCCGACCAUCCCGACAUCGACAAUGUUAUCCACUUUGCUGCUUUGAAGGCUGUUGGCGAGUCUGGCGAGAUCCCCCUCGAGUACUGGCGCGUCAACGUCGGCGGCUCCAUUGCCCUGCUGCAAGCCAUGACCCGUCACAAUGUCACCAACAUCGUCUUCUCAUCGUCCGCUACAGUCUACGGCGAUGCUACACGCUUCGAAGGCAUGAUUCCCAUUCCCGAGACCUGCCCUCUGGGCCCCACAAACCCCUACGGAGAUACCAAGUAUGCCAUCGAGAAGCUCAUCGGCACUCACGUCGAGGCUCAGCGCAACAAUGCACAGAAGAAGGGCGAGUCGGGUGCCAAGUGGAACGGCGCUUUACUGCGCUACUUCAACCCUGCGGGCGCUCACCCUAGCGGCAUCAUGGGAGAGGACCCCCAAGGUAUCCCCUUCAACCUGUUGCCGCUGUUGGCUCAGGUCGCCGUUGGAAAGCGCGAGGAGUUGCUCGUGUUUGGUGAUGACUACGACUCAAAAGACGGCACCGCCAUCCGCGACUACAUCCAUGUCAUCGAUCUCGCACAAGGCCAUCUCAAGGCACUCAACUACCUGCGUGAGCACCAGCCCGGUGUGCGCGCAUGGAACCUCGGAACGGGCAGAGGGUCAACCGUCUUCGACAUGGUCAAGGCUUUCUCACACGCUGUUGGACGCGAUCUCCCAUACAAGGUUGUGGAUCGCAGACAGGGCGACGUUUUGAACCUGACAGCCAUGCCAAGCAGAGCCAACGAGGAACUCAAGUGGGAGACCAAGCUCUCACUCGAAGAUGCAUGCCGCGACCUGUGGAGAUGGACCGAGAACAACCCUCAGGGCUACAGGCAAUCGGCGCCGAAAGAAUUCGUGGAUGCAGCCAUCGCUGCGCGCAAGUAG